This is a messenger RNA of Dreissena polymorpha, 2349 nucleotides long. RefSeq lists its product as uncharacterized. The record is from RefSeq and is a predicted model, not a curated record. Gene Ontology annotation, biological process: muscle organ development. The coding region runs from base 163 to 1050 and encodes 295 amino acids. Gene Ontology annotation, cellular component: sarcolemma; sarcoglycan complex. NCBI's taxonomy places the organism in Eukaryota, Metazoa, Mollusca, Bivalvia, Myida, Dreissenidae. The transcript has 7 exons.
AAUCAAGCCAACCUGCUGCGGAAGCUGCGAAAACUUAUGCAGGUUUUAAAUGAUACAUAAAACAUUAGUAAUUUAUUAUGUAAAGGUCAUUUGAAUACAACACUUUGUUGUAAAUCUAUAAUCGCGCAAAGUAAGAGUGUGUGAGUGAUUUGCUGCAGCAACAUGGACAAUCAAGACCAAGUGGUGUUCCGUCGCCGGUCCCAUGGACUGUCUGGUCAUAAUGAUGGCAGCUAUCUGUUGGUGGAUGAUGACCCUCCUGAGGAGACGGGUCUGCGAGGAGCCAAGAGUCGAUGUCUUUGGGCAAUCAUCAUAAUAUUGCUUGUAGUUGCUGUGUUAAAUGCAGCGGUGACAGCUGCACUGCUGUACUUCCUGUCCAUCACCCAUGUGGGUAUGACAGGGAUUGAGUUCCAGUCAGGGGAGAGCACUGUGCGUGUCCUGGAUGAUAUCAGUGUGACAGAGCUGGUGCUGGGGGAAGACAUUGUAACACGCGGAGAACGGGACCUUGUACUCUCUGGAGAACAGAUCUUAAUUGGACAAGACAGUGGCUCAAAAGUGGAGAUUGCUGGUAACCACACACAAAUUACCAGUGGUCAGUUUGAGAUCUGGACUGAGUCUGGAAGACCCCUGUUCUCCACGGCAACGCCUUUGAACCUUGACCUCUACAUGGUCUCUAACCUGCAUGCCCCAUCGAUGGAAGUUGGUUCAAUAACAUCCACAAGGCAGUAUCCAGAUCUGUACAUGGAGGCUGAUCAAUACUUGGAGUUAGUUGGCACAGAGGGUGUUCACAUAUCUUCAGAAGGGGAUGUUAGAUUGAAUGCUGCUAGUGAAAUACAGGUCCAAGCGCAUGCAUUGAUAUUCAACCAAUCAGAAGGGCUCUUCCUCAGUGCCGACCUUCCAGUGCAGAGCUCCCAGACUGUACCUAUAGCAGCAGGAGCCCAGUACAAGUUGUGUGUGUGCGCUGGCAGUGGGAGGGUGUUUGCUGUGUCAGGUGAUGGGGCGGGGCUGAAGUGUGACCUACCUGGGGCGGGACUUCAUCCAUGUGAUAUGUGAAUGGGCUUGUCAAGUGUGGGGUAUCCAUGGGCCAGUUAUCAUAGCUUAUAGGGUAUAAAAGUUGUGUGGUUUAUCGGUAGUGAAGGGUGAUGUGAAUUUUUUUUUGUAACUUCUACAGACAUUCACUUAAAACAUCACACAUAUUGCUUAGGUCAUUAUAUGAAUGGCCGACCGACAUUAAUAACUCUGAUCUGAAAUUUAGCAGAAUUUAGGCUAUUGUAGAUUUAUAAAUUAUAACUUAUGUUUAACACAGUUUCAAACGCAUCUAGUAGCAAAGGAAAUGCUUUGAGGGUACUUUUGUCUGGUCCAAUGUGAUUUUGUCUUCCAGAGGAAAUAUUGUACAUGUGUUUGAGAAUUCGGAUUCAUUUUCAGUCAUGUUCACCUUUUAGAAAUAAUUGUCCAAAUUAUUAUUGUUUAUAUACAUUAAUUAUCAUGUGAUUUCUUAUGACCUGAUGUUUGGAUGUGUAAGAAUUUGUUGUAUUUUGCUAAGAAUUGGGACUUCUUUAACCUUUCUUUAUUGGGAAGUUUAAUGAUGGUUAUUUUGCUCACCCUCUUUAAUAAGCAAGCAUAUCAUGAUACAAUAAUUGGUAUUUAUUUUGUUGUUGUUAUGCUCUUAAAAGUUACCCUGAACAAGAAACCUUUCUUGUUUAUAUGCAAUACAUGUAAAUUUGUAUUACUUAUUCUUCCCGUGUAAACAGCUGUUUGUUGUCAUUUAUGUUGUAUUACCAGUAUUCCUCAUUUAGCAUAAUAAUGAAGUGUUGUUGUUUUUGAUACCUUAUUACAAAAAUAGAAAAUAUGUUUCCGUUUUUAUUUUACUUUCUCUAUAACAACUAAACAAUUUAUUUCAUAAAUCAACAGUAUAAAAUAAGACAUCAGUAACAAUUAUAAUAUAAUAAGAAUAUCAUUAAAAAAAGUUCUAACCUAACCUAAACAGUACUAGUAUCAUAAUUUUAAUUUACUACGUAAAUAUUGCACAAGUUUUUGUAAUGCCCAAUUCAAGUUAAAAAGCUUAAAAAAAUAUAAGUAAAUAUUAAAAGUUCUUUAGCCAAGUACUUCGAUGUGCGUUUUACUUUUUUGUGUAGAAAAGGUAAUCUAUAAAAAUUUCCUCUGACAAAUAUGAAAACUUUCUCUAACAAGUGACCUGUUUGAAUGAGGAGCAAACAAGUAUAGCUUCACUGUAUUGCACAAUUCAUACCCACAUGUCUGCAAAAUGAACUAUUUCUAUCAGCAUAAUGACAGCUUUUGUACAUUAUAGUUGUUAGUACAUACAGGUAAUACUGGUGCAAUUGCUGUCUCAUA